AUGUGCAUCGCUAAGAAAUGGUUGACUUUAUUCUAUGCGAUUUUUCUUUCUACCGCUAAUCGUUUAGUUGUAUUUUUAAAUGAAAACAAUAGAUCGAUGUUUAAUGCAAUAGCAGCGUAUCAUGGAUUUGCAAAUAUCACAAUUUUUGAACGUGAUGACAAACCAGGUUCGGUACCAAAGACUGUAUGCCAACGAUUAACCGAUGAAAACAUAAUAGUUUAUGGACCAGAAACUUACCCUGCCAAUCUGCUAACAGCAAAUUAUGCAGGCUUAUAUAGUGUGCCGCAUUUUUAUCUACAGCCAAUUGAUCCACUCAAUAUACCUAAAAGCAAAUUAUCAUCAAGAAAAAUACUUUUGAGCACAAAUGCAGUGCAAAAGAGACGAAUUGGUGAUAUGGCUGCUGAUGUUCAAAAUUCAAUGAGAAUCGAUAUUCCUUGCAGCGAAGACUCUUUGAGGGAAAAGGAAAUUUCCCUGAAGAAUAUCACUGCUGCUGAUAGUGCUUUGCUUCGAACGAUCGAUCUAUUCCCAACGCCUCGAAUUAUUUCAAAUGUACUUAUUUCAAUCGUGAAUCAUUACAAAUGGACAUCGCUUGUCCUGCUUUACAGAAAUGCUUCUGAUCUUACUGAUCUCCAACAUUUUGUUGCUGAAAGUCAUUUUCCUCGAUCGAUUCAGAUAAUAAUGCGUUCAUUACCAACGAAAAAUAGAUACAGAAGAUUACUGAAGGAAAUUCGUGAUCUCGAUGAAAUGCAUAUAAUUCUUCAUGCAGAUACGAAUGCAAUCAUUCCAUUUCUUUAUCAAGCUUAUCAACAAUCAAUGUGUACAUCGCCUUAUCAUUAUGUCAUCACGAAUUACGAUGCGAUGACUUUGGAUUUAUCCGUACAUCCGAUCGAUGCAUGUAAUGUGACUGUUGUUUCAUUUAUUGAUAUAAGAUCCAAAGAAGUUGCAGCACUUCGAACUCAUCUUCAAAAAUUUAAUAUAACUAUACCACAAAAUUCAAUUAAUGUAGAAGCUGCUGUAUGGUCAGAUAGUUUGGCAUUGUUAAAAUCCGUAUUAAGUCGGGCAGAUAGAAUGAAUCUUGCAGCUGAAGAAUAUUCUUUUUGUGAUCGACCUCAUCCUUAUGGAGAAAGAAUUAUCAGUUCAUUAGUGAAGGCGCGAGUUAAGAAUUCGAUAACUGGGCCGAUUGCUUUAAAUAUUCAU
Messenger RNA from Dracunculus medinensis (Guinea worm), 1197 nucleotides. The record is from the annotation of a GenBank genome assembly. Lineage: Eukaryota; Metazoa; Nematoda; Chromadorea; Rhabditida; Dracunculidae.